AUGAUCGCUCCAACGCCCGCCUCUCUCCUCCUCCUUCACCUACCGGACGAGAUCCUGAUCAGCGUCUUCGGUUUCCUUGACGUUCCGACCCUGCGCCAUGCCUUCCUGGUCUGCAAACACUUCAACGGCCUGGCGGAACCCUUCCUGUACCACACUGUCCAAGUGCUCAAUGGCUUGCAAGCCGCCGCCCUGUCUGCCAGUUUGUAUGCAAAUCCCCGCCGUGCCACCUGGAUCCGCUCUCUGCUUGUCUCCACCAAAUUCGGCGAGGACGAGGGCUUGAGCAUGUUGCCGCCUCACCUGGCCAAAAUGCACAAUCUUCAGGACCUGUGUCUCGAAACGCCCGAUUGCAACGCCAAGUUUCCUGAAGAGAGGGUUCCCUGGGUCAAUCUGCAAGACAGAUACGAGCGCAUUUUCGAGAGUGCUUCAGCUGUCGUGCCAAAUCCGGCCAACAGAGUACUCCCAAAUCUGCGGAGAUGUACAUUACAUUUUGUGGAUGGUCAGAAAGAAAUGUAUUCCAUGACCAGAUACGCCAUGCUCUUCUUGCAUCCAAACCUCCGGUCCCUUACCAUAUCUUGUGCCAGCACCGACUUCCCUGAUGUGCUGCUCGCGCCAUUCCACGACGACCAUACGCUAAUCAAGUCCACCAACCUCGAGCACUUACACCUUGAAGAAUGCGACAUCUUCUCUCCCUCUUUAGCCAUCCUCCUCAGUUUUCCCCGGGCCUUAAAGUCUCUCAGAAUCAGUGAAGGAAUCCGUUACGAUGGUAUAUUCAGCGCCAGGAGUAGUCGGGUGCAUGGCAACGUGGCCCCUCAACCUUUCGUGGAUGCUCUAUCUCAGCACUGCACCAAUUCGCUCGAGCACUUAUCCUUGGCUCUGGGGUAUAUGCGGCAAGGGUUUGAACACAUCGAUUUCGAGGGAUCCUUUCUCAAUCUAACAGCAUUCCACGCGAUGAAACAGCUCGACCUCGACGUCCGCACCGCCAACCUUAUCAGGGUGCGGGGUGUCUGCGACCACCGUACCUGGCGAAGGCUACCGCCGAACUUAGAAACCUUCAAAAUCUUUGGCAUUCCAUUCGGCGACCGACCCCCGUUCCAUGCCCGCAGACGGGUUUGGUUUCCUUUCGAGCCUUGCCUGGUGAACGACAAAGCCGGGCACGGGAUGCGGAUGUUGAAAAAUCUGAUUUGUUCUUACGAGUACUAUCGGGAAGACGACGAGGAGCCCCCAAGAAGCAUAUCUGAUGACGGGGACAGUGUUUAUGAAACCAGCCAGGUUGCAAUCGCCCAGCAGAGAAUGAUGGACAGGUGCAACGAAAUAGCACCGCUAUUCCACCGACGCCGCGUGAGACUAGAGAUUGAACUCGUGGUUCUUCCCAACGGGUUUAUACCUCCGUAUCUUUUCACCGAGGACGAGCCCAGGUCCUUCAUACUGUGGGAAUCGGCUCCGCGCUCUACCUAG
Molecule: messenger RNA, 1455 nt
Organism: Capronia epimyces CBS 606.96
Lineage: Eukaryota; Fungi; Ascomycota; Eurotiomycetes; Chaetothyriales; Herpotrichiellaceae
Exons: 2
Coding region: 1-1455 (484 amino acids)
Molecular function (GO): protein binding
Source: RefSeq, a predicted model, not a curated record